CAUUUCUUCACAUAACCAUAUAAAUGCUCUCAUUCUCGGCACCUCCUCAGUGGAAGCCCUAAAACCCUAGAGGGAGAGAGAUCCGUCUCCGCCAUCAACGCAACCAUGGGGGCUUAUACCUACGUUUCGGAGCUAUGGAGGAAGAAGCAAUCGGAUGUGAUGAGGUUUCUGCUGAGGGUUCGUUGCUGGGAGUAUCGUCAGCUUCCUUCCAUUGUCCGGGUUACCAGGCCUACCCGACCCGACAAGGCCCGCCGCCUCGGGUACAAGGCCAAGCAGGGUUAUGUGGUUUACCGUGUACGGGUGAGACGUGGUGGAAGGAAGAGGCCAGUUCCCAAGGGUAUUGUAUAUGGGAAACCCACAAACCAGGGUGUUACUCAGCUGAAGUUUCAGAGAAGCAAGCGCUCAGUUGCAGAGGAGCGAGCUGGAAGAAAACUGGGUGGUCUCAGGGUUCUCAAUUCUUAUUGGAUCAAUGAGGACUCUACCUACAAAUACUAUGAGGUAAUCUUGGUUGAUCCUGCCCAUGCUGCCAUCCGCAAUGACCCUAGGAUCAACUGGUUGUGCCAGCCAGUCCACAAGCACAGAGAACUUCGUGGACUUACUUCAGCAGGGAAGAAAUACAGGGGUCUUCGUGGAAAGGGGCACUUGCACCACAAAGCACGACCAUCAAGAAGGGCUACUUGGAAGAGAAACCAGACUCUCUCCCUUCGUCGUUAUCGCUAAUCUUAGUUGUGUUUUCUUGGUGUGUUCCCUAAUUCUGGUCAGCAAUUGUUUGCUGAACAUGCUUAUUAGUUUGUCCGAGACCGGAAUGUUGAGUUGUUAUGUUUAGCACCUUGGGAAAGAUCACAAUUUUGUUAUGGCUGACGUUUUAAAAUAUACUUCUCUUGCAUAUUGAUGGUUUUAAGUUCUUCAGGCCUAUUUUGAGCCUUUGUGGCUGAAUUCUUUU
Molecule: messenger RNA, 943 nt
Organism: Coffea eugenioides
Lineage: Eukaryota; Viridiplantae; Streptophyta; Magnoliopsida; Gentianales; Rubiaceae
Product: 60S ribosomal protein L15
Exons: 4
Coding region: 106-720 (204 amino acids)
Biological process (GO): cytoplasmic translation
Cellular component (GO): ribosome; cytosolic large ribosomal subunit
Molecular function (GO): structural constituent of ribosome; RNA binding
Source: RefSeq, a predicted model, not a curated record